Penicillium canescens is the source of this 966-nucleotide messenger RNA. RefSeq names its product CE1 family esterase. The coding region runs from base 1 to 966 and encodes 321 amino acids. The transcript has a single exon. Gene Ontology annotation, molecular function: feruloyl esterase activity. NCBI's taxonomy places the organism in Eukaryota, Fungi, Ascomycota, Eurotiomycetes, Eurotiales, Aspergillaceae. The record is from RefSeq and is a predicted model, not a curated record.
AUGCAGAUCGCAUUCCUCUUGUCCCUUACAGCCCUGGCCAGCACCAGCACCGCCCAAUCGGCAGGCUGCAACAAAAAUAUACCCUCCAAAUUCCCAACCCCAGGAACAAGCACGAGCCUCAAACUCCCAGGCUCAGACCGCCAAUACCGACUGUACAUCCCAGCUAACUAUGAGAAAAACACGCCAACAGCACUCUACUUCUCCUUCCACGGCGCCAGCCGCGACAUGCUAGAAGAGGAAGACCUCUCACAAUUCUCCAACCCAAAAUUUAACCCCAACGGAAUCGCCAUCUACCCAGACAGCAAGAAUGGAUACUGGCUCUCCAAUCCAAACGCAGACACAUCACGCCCCAAUGAUCUGGAUUUCACAAACGAUCUCCUAGCCCACAUGGAGGAGAAACUCUGCAUCGACAGGAGCAGAGUUUACUCAGCGGGCAAGUCAAAUGGCGGUGGUUUCACCGGCGUAAUCGCCUGCAAUGCCACCGUCGGAAGCCGAUUUGCUGCCUUCGCAGCUGUCAGUGGUGCAUGGUAUGACACCGACGACAUUGAAGGCGUGGGUCCUUGUGCUCCCGCUGAGCGUGAGGAGGGAUAUCCUUUCCUCGAGUUCCAUGGCACGACGGAUACCACUGCGCCUAUUGAUGGGAACACGAAAAGUAUUCCAAAAUUGCCGGUCAUUGAUAUCCUGCAAGGCUGGGCGAAUCGGAAUGGUUGUGCUGAGAAGGCUCGGUGGGCUAGGAAUGAGACGGCGUUUGAGGAACCGUUUGUUAAGCAUGCUUCUUGGGAUUGUGGUGGCAAGUCAGGUAUUGUGCAGCACUAUCGUGAGGGCGAGAAUGGCCAUUGCUGGCCUAGCACUGUUGGCAAUGAUGACUAUGACCGUCUGGCUAGUCAGUGUCCACUCGGCAAGUAUGUGUUCAAUGCUACUGAGUACAUUUUUGACUUCUUUGCUGGGUAUCGUCUGGGUGCGUGA